GGACAAAUCCGAAGGGCGGCGGAAAAAGCCGAGGCGAAGCCCCGGAAGCUUCGCCGUUACUGGUCACUGUCAGCCCGUUGUUUGAGCGAUGUGCUCUGUCUUCCGAUGCGCCACCCUGUUGACUGCGGGUUUAAUAUAAAUGGGACUAGACCUAUAUUAACAAGGAGUUACUCACGUACGAAAUAAAGACCACACAGGUGUCAGCCAACAUCCCCAUCGUGGCGUAUGCGCUUCUUCCUUAAUGGUGCUCUGCACACCACAGCAUGUUGUUAUAAAGCUCAGUAAUAUCAGGGCAGGAUGCAGUCUUCAAACCACCGACUACGAGACAUGGAGCAGCACCAUCCGCUGCUUUCAGCCGGGGCAGACGUGGAGACGGGCAGCCUGGGAGCCGGAGUGAUGGUCGGAGGUCCGAACUCGGGCCACACGGCGGCGAACCGCACGGUCUGGUUCAUUCAGGACAGCUGCGGCAUGGUGUGCGCGACCAUGACCUGGUUCCUGGUGCUGUACGCCGAGUUCGUGGUGAACUUCGUCAUGCUUCUGCCCGCCAAGAGCUUCUGGUACUCGCUGCUGAACGGGGCCACCUUCAACUCCCUGGCUGUGCUCGCGCUGGCGUCACACCUGCGCACCAUGUUGACUGACCCGGGUGCAGUCCCUAAGGGCAAUGCAACGAAGGAGUACAUGGAGAGCCUGCAGCUGAAGCCUGGUGAAGUCAUCUACAAGUGCCCAAAGUGUUGCAGCAUCAAACCUGAAAGAGCACACCACUGCAGUAUUUGUAAACGAUGCAUUCGGAAGAUGGAUCAUCACUGUCCCUGGGUCAAUAACUGUGUGGGAGAAAAGAAUCAGAGAUUCUUCGUUCUUUUUACUAUGUACAUAGCCUUGAUUUCAGCCCAUGCUCUGGGUCUAAGUGGAAUGCAUUUCUUCACAUGUAUUAAGGUGCAGUGGAACGAGUGCAGUAACUUCUCACCAGGGGUGUCGGUUCUGCUGCUGAUCUUCCUCUGUCUUGAGGCCAUCCUCUUCCUCACUUUUACAGCUGUGAUGUUUGGCACUCAGAUUCACUCUAUCUGCAACGAUGAGACGGAGAUCGAGCGUCUUAAAAAUGAGAAGCCGACAUGGGAGCGUCACAUGAGAUGGGAUGGAAUGAAAUCCGUUUUUGGGGGUCCGCCGUCUCUUCUGUGGUGCAACCCGUUCACGGGCCUGCGUCUGCGGCGUCUGUUGGUGGUGACCCAGGGCCGCCGUGCCGGCUCAGAGUUCUCCGUCUGACGACCUGGACCGAACGAUGGAGAUCACCCACACGUCAGCUGUGUCUAAAGCAGGAUUUCUUAUUUGCCCGCCUUGUGACGACUAAGACUGCAGGGCGAUGCACAGGCUGCUACAGUGGGACCCCAGGGCAUCAUGACUCUCCCUCCCACUGGCCGUUUAACAUCCAACACUAUUUUGUGUUGUUCUGCACUUGUGUUCUCAAUAAUCGGGCUGUUUGUUCUUACUAUGGGGCAGCAUUUUGAUUUGUUUGUAUGGGUUUUUGGAAAAGCACGUACCGCGGAAAACAAGCGAGACUUUUGUUCCUGAUAUUCUAAGUCAUGUUGGAGAUGAACAUAUGGGAUUCAGGCGGUGUGUUCUUUGUCAUGGGCGAUGUGAACAGCGUAUCAUCCAUUGUCUCUGAAAACCAGACGAAGGAAUAUCAAGAGGAGAAAUGCUCAGUGCUCAUCUGGACCGGGGCGUGGGAAUCACAGUCCAGGAUAUGCACUACCUUCGUUAAGACAGCUCCGUGUGUGGAGCAUGGGGAACAUCGGCGAUUAAACUGCGUGAAUGAACUAUGCGCUCUGACGUGCAUGUACAACAGACCAAUCAGUCUGCCUGGAACUGGCCAUCUGUCAGCGAAACAGACCAUUGUGAACACAAGCCUUAGUCAAGAGGACCAAAUGGCUUUUCUCUUGAGUUCGUCCUCUUCGUCUUGUAAUUUCUCUCUUUGAGCUGAUUUUUUUUUUUUUUUUUUUGGUUACAUGAGCCUGUAAAAAAUAUUAUUCCAUUUUUGAGUGCUGAAGCCUUAUCACCAUGACCACUCCUCAACAGCUACCUAGGACUGCUUGAUGGAAAUGACUACUGCUGUCCUGAUAAAGUCGAUUUCUGUGCCCGUGGAUUUGCCGCCACUCACCCCUGCCUGCGUGCUGCUUGACAUCUCUGGAGCGUUUCUACAAAACAAAAAGUCAGAUCACUGAAAUGCCUCCCGGUGGUUUCGUCGCAACGUUUUUGCAGGCCGUGGAUCGAAUGUUACUUGGUCCGAAUUGUUUACUUUUAGUGUUUUUUUUCUUCGUGCUCUCAACAUGAGGACACCUCUGUAACUAGUAGGAAUCUCCAAGAACGUGAUCAUGAGAUUGCAUUGCAUUGCAUUCAAACACUGAAACACAAGCUGCUCAAUAUGAAGCCAAGUCUGAGACAUGGUUGGUUUGCAUGCUGCUUGGCAACUGUGUGGUGCGACAUCUUGUUAGCAAGGACAUUAGAACACUAGCACAACAUUGAACCACAAAGCCAUGCCUUUUUUUUUGUUUUUGUGAUGUCCCAAAAGACCAGAAUUAGUUUCAUUAUUCAAGCUUUAAUACUGAACCAGGUUUUAGGAAGCUCCAUAGAUGCUUGCAAGACUUUUUAAUUUGUCCAAAAGUCUAACCUCAGCAAUAUGUGUCAGCGGGGCAGGGGGUGGUACCUUUCAGGUGUUGUACCAGAGCACUUAAGCUGUUGAAAUGAUCUAUUUAUGAAGACGCCCACCUUUGAUUCUCCCCCUCGACAGAAGUGGUCAGUCUGGAAGCAUUUGAGACUGAUGCCUCCUGAAUUUAAAGUUAAGUAUUGUCCAAGAUGCUGGUAGUGCUCAAGUAUUGUCAAAUGAAGCCUUUUAAGUCAUGUUCUUAGUUGUUGAACGAUAUACUGCUGUUCUCGUCUGUGGUGGUCGGGAGAGGAAAAUCUCAGCUGUUUACAUUGCAUAUAAUUAAAACCUCAAAGGAUGUGAGGACUUUCCUUUUUUAUGUUUUGUUUUUAGAAAAAACGCUGUCCUAAGAAUGUAAAACCUACCUACUAUAUAGGAUCAGGGGACAGAGCACUGAGCGCACAGUGAUAUCAGGGGACUUUCCUAAUGCUGGCCUCUCAGUUCUCCAUUUGUUUGGCUGGUCUGCAGAGAGAGAUUUUAAAUAAACUGUUGACAGAUCAAAGGAUGACGCUGGUAUACUUGUUUAUAUUCAGAACUGUUCAAACAGCAUGUUUAAAGGGCCUAUAUCAUGCGAAGCCAACUUUUUUGAGCUUAUAACUAUGUUAUGAUGCUAUUCUUUCAGCAUAAUCAUGUCCAAAGUGGAGUUUUGCUGGAUUCAUGCAUGUCUGACUAAUCCUUCCCUGUCCUGGAAAACGAGUGGCCAUAACCGGCCUACAUAGAGCGGUCAUUAUCAGCCCCCUGUAUUAAGUACCUACCUUGACCAUGCCGCCCCUGCUCAGUAAAUAACAUCAAUGUGCGGUGAGGCAGAUAAUUUCUGCUCAACGUAGAGACGAAGUGGCUCUUUUAGCACCUAGUCUGCGCAGCGACAGCCACUGCUCUUAUUUGAUACCGUGCUGCGCUGCCUGUAGGGCGACCCCCACAUGGGGAGAGGUGGUAUCACAGUGAGGGCAAGCAUCUUUCUUCCGAGUUGGAAAACUAGCACCACAAAACAACUAAUAUUUCAUAACAAAUGAAUAUUCCGUAGUGCCAAAAGCAAUAUUUCAUCAUAUAUAUGCCUAUAGUUGACUUCGGAAGGCUUAAAAAAGCAUGAUAUAGAACCUUUAAUAACAAGCAAAAAAUUAACCCUAUUUACAUGAGUCACUGAAGGAUGGAUUGUUAAAGAUUUGACAGAAAUCAGGAAGUAUGCUGUAUUAUGUGAUGGAUGCACAAAUAGGUUGCUAGUCAAGCAUUGCAGAAAGAUACCAUGUGACUAAUUCAAUUAGUGAAAAUAAAAGACUGUGGAGGGAAUGGUAUUGAGGCUAAUUUAAAAUUAACCUGUUAACAAAUUAUGGAGUUAAUAAUGCUCGGAUAAUUUUGUCUGAUGUUUUGUUUUCCCCCCAGAAAGGCUUAAACUGAUCUUUGUGUGUGACUUCAGUCACUGUGAUGAGAUGCUUGUUGGACGUAAUGCAGUGAUACCGGUACAACACUAUCCCCUCAAAGCUGUUUUUCAACAGAAAGUUGCAGGUUAAGAAAGUUUAAGUUUUUUUUUUUGCGAUGUACAGUAACAGGAUGGAUGUUUUAAUACAUAUUUAUAAUAAAUUCCACCAUAACCAGUUAUGGGAGACUGGGCUUUCUCUCUAGGGGGAAUAUUUCGUCUAGAACAAAUUUUCUUCAGCUUUAUUAACAAAGUAUAAAGGUAACUAUUAACAAUAUAUAAACUGAAUGUUGAGUUUUGUUUUUAUUUAAACUGUGUCCAAUUUUUGUCAUUCUUAAUGUCAUUCUUUUCCAUAAUAAAAUUGAAUAAAAUAAUACCUUGUGAAAGAAGUUUAA
Fundulus heteroclitus (mummichog) is the source of this 4504-nucleotide messenger RNA. RefSeq names its product zinc finger DHHC-type palmitoyltransferase 7 (gene zdhhc7). The record is from RefSeq and is a predicted model, not a curated record. Gene Ontology annotation, cellular component: Golgi apparatus; endoplasmic reticulum. Gene Ontology annotation, molecular function: protein-cysteine S-palmitoyltransferase activity. The transcript has 8 exons. NCBI's taxonomy places the organism in Eukaryota, Metazoa, Chordata, Actinopteri, Cyprinodontiformes, Fundulidae. Gene Ontology annotation, biological process: protein targeting to membrane; peptidyl-L-cysteine S-palmitoylation. The coding region runs from base 298 to 1260 and encodes 320 amino acids.